Molecule: messenger RNA, 1941 nt
Organism: Rhineura floridana
Lineage: Eukaryota; Metazoa; Chordata; Lepidosauria; Squamata; Rhineuridae
Product: interleukin-20-like
Exons: 7
Coding region: 314-844 (176 amino acids)
Source: RefSeq, a predicted model, not a curated record
UUGAUCCAGGUUGUAAUGGCAGUGGCGGCUGGUGGCACCAUGUCAAUGGGGCAGUGGAAUCCACUCAAGGUUCUGGUCUGAACUUUCAAAGAGCUAUCCAAGAUUGCUUUUGGGAAACCUUUUCUGAAAUAUGCAAAUGAAGCACCACAGAGAUAUUGAGAGUAAAGACUCUAGUCUCCACCCACAGGCAGGUCAGAGGAAAUUUCCUGCAAAGUCUUUCAUAUAUAUAAAGGGCCAGAGCUAGGUAGUUAGAAUUACACAUCAUUGCAAAUCACAGCAUCCAAGUAACUAAGGAGUAGAUUAUCAAACAAAGAUGGGUAUCAGAUUUUUCUCCUGCCUCGUUCUCCUUUCAUUUCUGUCUGACAAGAUUGUGAUCACAGAAGGCAGAGGACUCAACUUUGGCCAAUGUGAAUUGAGUAGGGUAUCUUUUCCGGAACUAAAGGACUACUUUGGUGUAAUCAGAAAAACUGUGCAAACCCAAGAUAACAGGACUGAUGUGAUACUGCUGAAGGAAAGUGUCUUACAACAAGUUCCGAUAUCAGAAAGCUGUUGUUUACUCCGCCACCUUCUGAGGUUUUAUGUUGAAAGUGUUUUCAGACACUAUGAAGCAACAAGCAACCUGCUGAAAAGGAAAACCAGCACUCUAGCCAAUGCCUUCCUUAGCAUCAAGGCAAAUCUGAGACAGUGUCAUGAUCAAAACAAAUGUUCCUGUGGGGAAGAGUCCCACAGAAGGUUUCAACUUGUGCUGGGUGAAUACGAAAAGCUUGAUCAGAAUACAGUACCAGUCAAAGCUCUGGGAGAGAUGGACCUUCUGUUUGCCUGGAUGGAAGGCUUCAAGAACUAAUCACACGUAACUGAAGUUCUAGAAAAUUAAGAAAUGCAGUAGUUCUUUUUCAUUUCAAUAACUUACACGUAUUUAUAUUUAUUUAUAUUUAUUUGAUAUUUCUUCUUGAAAUGAAAAGCGGUAUAUAAUUUUUAGAUAAUAUUUCUUUUACAAAGGUUUUUUUAAAACUUUUUGUUAGGAAGUUGUCCAGAUCUUGGCUGAUAUAGCAUAAAAGCUACUGGACCAAAACCAGUUUAGCAAAUUUAAGGCAAGUGAAGAUCUGGACCACUUACACUGCAAUGCUAAACCCCAAUCUGUGCUGCUGGAGGGAGUUAAGAUAGGCGGGAGUUAUCUCAUCCUCUGGGCUGUGUCAACCUUCAUUGGCAGGGUAGGCUUCACCAUUGUGAAUGGGGCAUUUUGGGGUGGAGUGCCAGUGGGUUUAGAUGUGCUCAGGGCCAGCAAAAGCUUGGGGAGCGGUCCUUGAAACAGUGUUGAUGAUGGAGCCCCAAUCUAUAGCACCCACCUCUAAUCAGGGCCAAUCCCAGCUGGCUUCUUUGAGGCUUUUGGUGAGGUUUCCAGUGAUGAGCUUCAUGAUGUAUCUUUAUAGUUAAGAGACUACAGAACAAUCCUAAGUGAGGGCGGAGGAGCAACAUGGCAGCUCUACUGCCACAUCCCAAGGCCUGUGGGCUUAUGUUGGCCGAGGCAGAAGGUAAACAGCUAAAGGACCCAGAUCAGGCCCCUCUUGGGGAAAUGGGGCAGUUUUGGAUCCAGCUGAUCUAUUGCCAGCUCUGUUCUACCCUGCCCUAACAAUGACUUGUUUGGGGCUCUAUACUUGCUGCCGCCAACAGGAAUACUGCUCGAUGUAGCUUUUCACACACCACACAUUCUGCAAGUGUAGUAGCAGAGCCGCCUUCCCAGUUGGUGGAGACUGGCAGACAAGAACCUCCACCAUAUCCUAAUCCUCUUCAGCAUCAAAGAUCAGGGGCUUCGAAUUGCUUUCCUUGUAAUUUUGAAAUUUCAUAAAGCAUUAAUACUUCAGAAUGGGGAGGCACUGUUGAGCCUCCAUCAGUCUUACAAGAAGAAUGACUGUUACCCAUUACUUGACCCUGUAACAAAAU